Molecule: messenger RNA, 896 nt
Organism: Cuscuta campestris
Lineage: Eukaryota; Viridiplantae; Streptophyta; Magnoliopsida; Solanales; Convolvulaceae
Source: the annotation of a GenBank genome assembly
CACCUAUCCGCCUAACGCACUCUCUCCCUCCCUCUUCCGUUGCUGUACGUUUCCGCUGGGAGUGCCGCUGACCAGGGACGCCGAUCGCAGACGCUGACCGGAGACGCCGAGCAGAGCCGCCGCUAGGUUUCCGCCGACGUCCUCCUCUCGUUUUGUCGUCGCGCUCUAUCCAUCCGUCGAGCCAGGGAGUGCAGCGGGAGUUCUUCUUCCUCGAUUAAGAUUCGAAUUCGUCAAAUUUCGAGAAAUUGGGGGUUGAACACCGCUGGAUUCUGGUGAGACGCCGGCGGUGAACGUUGGCAGUCCAGUCAGGGCUCCGACAGAGGUUUGGGUUGGAUAUGUGGGAUCCAAUUGGGUCCAAUUAGUUCCCAUUGGAUUCAAUUUGGGUCUAAUUGGCUUCAAUUGGGUCCGUUUGGCUACAAUUGGGUGUAAUCGGGUUCGUCUGGACUCAAAUUGAUGUAAUUGGGCAUGUUUGGGGCUGUUUGCGUGGCCAAGGAAUACCAAACGGGGGCUGUUUGGUCUGGCUUUGGGUUCGGCAGCCGGGGCGGCUACCGGCGGGGGUGCCGGGGUUGCUCCAGCAACGAUGGGGACUGCUCCGGUGGGGGCAGCGGGCUGAGGAUCGAUUCCUUGGGCUCGAUUCCGCGCAGGUAUAUUUUCACUCAGCGUUUCGCUGAGCGUGUAGUCGUUGUUGUUUGACUGCACGCAGGUAGGAACACAGAAUUUGAUGGGCAACCCGAAGGGCGGUGAAGUGUGGUGGCGUGGAUGGCUCUUGUUUACUUUAGUAAUUAAACUACAUUAUUUUAGUUGAUUAUAUGGAUUGUUGGACGUUACUUUGGUUUUAUUAUGCUUCCGCGACUUUUGGACUUGUUUUAUUACUUCGAUAAAUUUUGGUUUAGUUU